Molecule: messenger RNA, 2111 nt
Organism: Carlito syrichta (Philippine tarsier)
Lineage: Eukaryota; Metazoa; Chordata; Mammalia; Primates; Tarsiidae
Gene: SACK1F
Product: family with sequence similarity 83 member F
Exons: 6
Coding region: 1-1662 (553 amino acids)
Source: RefSeq, a predicted model, not a curated record
AUGAGCGGGGAGCUAGGGAUGUCAUUAGUAUUCUUCGUAGCACACCAACUGCCCCCUCUUAAGCCUUACAAUCGUGUCCAGCAUCCAGCCCCGGCCCCUCAACAGGUGCUCAGGGUCCUGCCUGCGCGGAAAAGGAACGCCUCCGGCCGGGGCCGGCGGCGGGAAGGCUGCCUGGACGAGGCGCACGUGAACGAGAGGGUGACCGAGGCGCAGGCCGCCUUCUACUACUGCGAGCGCCGGCGGGCCGCCCUGGAGGCGCUGCUGGGCGGCGGCGAGCAGGCUUACCGCGAGCGGGUCAAGAAGGAGCAGCUGCGGGACUUCCUGUCCAGCCAGGAGCGCCAGGCCCUCCGCGACGCCUGGAGCCCCUACGAGGACGCAGCCCCCGCCGCCAACGCCCGGGGCAAGAGCAAGGCCAAGGCCAAGGCCCCUGCGCAGGCCCCGGCCGAGCCUGGCGAGUCCCUGGCCUACUGGCCCGACCGUUCGGAUACCGAGGUACCCCCGCUGGACCUGGGCUGGACGGACACCAGUUUCUACCGUGGCGUGAGCCGCGUCACCCUCUUCACCCACCCGCCCAAGGAGGAGACGGCGCCGCACCUCAAGCAGGUGGUCAGGCAGAUGAUCCAACUGGCCCAGAAGGUCAUUGCUGUGGUCAUGGACCUCUUCACUGAUGGCGACAUCUUCCAAGACAUUGUGGAUGCUGCCUCUAAGCGCCGAGUUCCAGUGUAUAUCAUUCUGGAUGAGGCAGGGGUGAAAUAUUUCUUGGAAAUGUGUCAGAGCCUGCAACUCACUGACUUCCGAAUUCGGAACAUCCGUGUGCGCUCCGUGACAGGCAUGGGCUUCUACAUGCCCAUGGGAAAGAUCAAGGGGACCCUGUCAUCAAGGUUCCUGAUGGUGGAUGGUGACAAAGUAGCCACUGGAUCUUACAGGUUCACUUGGAGUUCCUCCUACGUGGACAGGAACCUUCUCCUCCUCCUGACAGGGCAGAAUGUGGAGCCCUUUGACGUAGAGUUCCGGGAACUGUACGCCAUCUCCGAGGAGGUGGACUUGUACCGGCAGUUGGGCCUGGCAGGCAGGCUUGGCCUCAACUACUCCUCCACGGUGGCUCGCAAGCUCAUCAACCCCAAGUACGCCUUGGUAUCAGGCAGCCGCCACACGCCAGGGGAGAUGAUGCGCUGGGCCACCCGGCAACAGCGAGAGGCUGGCAGCAACCUGGAGGGGCCGGAAGAGGGCAGCGGAGGUGGUGAGUCGGCCCAGCGCCUGGAGAGCUUCCUGAAUGACCUGGUUACCAUAGAGCAGGUGCCACCCCCUGUGGCGCCCAUUUCCUCCGGAGAGCUAAGCCGGAAGGAUAGCAGGAUGGUCUCUCACGUGCACAUAAACCUAAAGCCCAAAUCCCGAGAGGCACUUGCCCAAACUGACAUGGGAGAAACUGCCAACGGGGAGGCCAACCCGGCCAAGGAGGGCAAGCACUUUGGCAGUAGGUUCUUCAUUCGACGGACCAAGAGGCCUGCAGCACCCAAUGGCACGGCCAGCUCCCUCUCUACUGAGACCUUUGCUGAAGUGGAAUUUCGGAAAGGGAAGAGGCCCAACGAGGAUGCCAGUGCCAACGUCUCAGGUAAAACAAGUCCCAGUCUCGCCAAGCCCAACAAUUGCGUGAUUUCCUGAGCCACAGGACAGUGGUGGACAGAACCUGUGACGCCCUCCUGUCCUGUCCUGUACUGUGGAGAGCACAGGUCGCAUCCUGUACUAGUUUGCACAUUGGACCCUGACUGGUCUCCUGCCCUGCAGCCUCCAUCCUGGCCUCAGAGACCCUGAAUCCCAAAUGGGAGGAUCCGAAGCAUCUCAAGACAAUCAAACACCUCCAGACUGUUGGUGGCUGGGCAGGGGUCACUGCCACCUUGUUUACAUGAAGUGGAAGCUUGACUAGUGUCUGCUCUCCUUUAUGCCUGACCCUUUACUCCAUGGGUUCCCAGAUGGGAUGAGGACCAUGCCUUUAUACCUUAACGGGAUGGGGUCUCCAGGGCAGUCCCAGCUGCCUGGCCUCUCCUUUCCUGGGCUUCCUGGUGCAUCUGGUACCCCAAAACGUUGGUGGAAUAAAAGGGAAGAGGGCAGGG